Messenger RNA from Raphanus sativus (radish), 1228 nucleotides. RefSeq names its product extensin-like. The record is from RefSeq and is a predicted model, not a curated record. Bases 535 to 1050 code for a protein of 171 amino acids. Lineage: Eukaryota; Viridiplantae; Streptophyta; Magnoliopsida; Brassicales; Brassicaceae. The transcript is spliced from 2 exons.
UCUGAUCAAAAUUUUAUUUAACAAAAUGUCGUAUUGGAAGAAAAAACGAAGCAGUUGUGAGAGAGAGAGCCAAAAUUUUAUUUAAAAUAUUUUAGUAUUGGAUUGGCCUUUGCUUACCUUUGAUUAAUCUUUUACAAUUAAUGAGUAUAAUAUAUAGUGACGAUAUCAUCAAAUUACCUUUCUGUUUUCCCUACUAGUAUCCCGUAGAAUAAUCAAUUAUCGGAAAUUUAAAUAUUUUAGACGACGCAUUUUCAGGCAAGACAAGAUAACAUUAAAGUUUUGUAUCAAAAAAAUCAAAUACACUUGCCGUAGUUAAACCAGAACAACCUUAUAUUUAUUACCUAUAAAACAUUCUAUAGAAUUUCUUCGUUAGACACCAACCAAACAAGCAAGGAUGAUGCCGCAAGCUUUUCCUCCAAUGGAUUUCUCUGUGGAUGUGGUUAGCGAAAACACGAAUACACAAUUCUUCCCUUUUAAAUCCAAUUAAAUUACAUUGUCAGAAAAUUAGUUUUUCUUUAAUUUCAGAGCUUAGAGAUGGAGGUGACUAAAAACUGCGAGCUUUGUGAACAAAAAGUCACGGGAAUUAUGCAAUCUAUCAUCGCGGUUUACUCUGUGAGUUUUGGCGAUAUAAUGAAGCUGGAGGCUAGAGCUAACCCUAAUUUGUUUAUGGCGGUUAUUAUAAAGUAUCGCGAUCACGCUAAGGUCAACAGGCUCCACUUUGAAGGCGCACCUGUCACUCCUCAACCUGGAGAAGGAGGAGGAGGCUAUUACAACGCCCCUCAUGUUAAUUAUCCAUACCCUUAUUCUCCUUAUGCUCCUCCACAGCAGCAGUUUCUCGCGGGAAACUAUGGUUAUCCGAUGUUGAAGCAGCCGCCACCGCCGCAGAAGGAGAAGGAGGCUCCAGAGGGGGUGCAUAAGCAGCAGCAUACUGUGCCUCCUCCUUAUGCUAUGCAGCCGCCACCGCCAAUGCCGUUGUCUAGUUACUCUUACAUUGAACCUCCGUAUUGGCCGGCGGCUCCGCCGAGUGGUGGUAAGUGUGUGAUUAUGUGAUGUGUGACGAAGAAUGGAGGCUUCUUGUUUUGUCUCUCACAAGCUGCCCCUUUUUGGUUUAUAUUCGUGAUCGCUGUUUUUUGAAAAUGCAGUUGCGUUUAUAAUAAACAAAGUGGAUUCUGACUUUUUUUUUUCUUUUGUCUGAACAACAGUUAUAAUCUGUUUGAAACAGAAUGAA